UUCAUUAUAUUUUCAAGGUUUUAGGGUUUUUAUCAGACCCAACCAGCUUUGCCUUUCCCUUGUAAAACUCCAAAACCUAAAUGCCGUGCAGAUGUGGAAGUCGUUCCACCCUUCGCGACGAUUUGACGGACAACCUCGUCUGCGUCAAUUGCUACGCCGUUCUCGAUUUCGACAACUACGAUGCUCAAAUCGGCGGAAUCAACGGUCCUACUGGCACCAACAUCCACAUCGGCUAUGCAGGUACCGGUUCUCUCUACAGUUACAAAGACAAAAAACUCUUCGUAGCCAAAGCCUUAAUCCACGAAUACACCACCAGUCUUAAAAUAUCUAAUUCUGAAUCCGAGGUGACUUCUAUGAUCGACGAGAUCACCGAUGGCGAAUUCGGUGAUGGCGAUUGGUUUCAUGUUCUAAUCGGUGCUUGUUCUUAUGUUGUUAUGAGGAGAGAUAAGAAGUUUUUGCCCGCCGCGGAGGUGGCGGAGGUUGUUGAUUGUGAUGUUUAUGAAUUAGGUAGGAUGAUUGAUCAUGUCGUUAAGAUUAUGAAAUUGAGUUUGCCUGAGGUUAGUAUCGCUGGUUUGUUUGAAAGAGAGUUGAAUAAUUAUAUGGAUUUCAACGAUGUGGAUGAGAAUAAGAAAGAGAGGAUGAGGAAACAAGGGAUUUUUUUGGUCAAUUGUGCUGUCAAGUGGUUUUUGACUACUGGAAGGAGGCCGUUGCCGGCUGUGGCAGCUGUGAUGGCGUUUCUGGCGGAGUUGAAUGGGGUGGACGGUUUGAAGAUCGAGGAUGCAGCAAAGAAUGUUCGUGCCAUGGUGUCUACUACUAAGUCGAGGUAUAAGGAGCUCUUGGCGGCACUUGUGAACGUUGCUCAAGUGUUGCCAUGGGGGAAAGAUGUUACUGUGAAAAAUGUGGUCAAGUAUGCUCCAUUUGUUAUUCGAUAUAUGGAGUUGAAGUCCAUGGAAUUGCCUGGGGGAGGCGGUGAAGUGGUUGAGAAUUUUGAUAUAGAUGAUGUGGUUCAUGAGUGUUUGCAAAAAGUUGCUGCAUAUGGUGAUGAUGAGAAGUUUUUUAAUGGUGAUUGGCGAUAUUUUGAGGGAGGGAAUACAAGUGGUUUUACUAGGUCAUCUAAUGAUAACUAUGGAGAUAACCUUAAGCUUUCUCAUGAAUGCUUGACCUUGAUUUAUACAACGUUUGUGAACGAGGUUGAUGACGAUAAUUUGGAAGGAUAACAUGGAAAGAUUCACAGGCAAAAGAGUAGGGGGGUUGAGCGUCAUGCAUACGAGGAUUGAUGGAGUGGGAAAUCAGAAUUAAGUAAAAAGCUUCUUCUGGAGCAAAUUUUGGAAAAAGAAGUUGGUUUGGAUAUGAUGCCACCCUCUUAUAUUGCUGGUUGCAAGGCAAUUGAAAGGAGAAGGCAAAAGAUAAAUGCUGCUAAGGUGCGAAUAAAUAAGAUAAUGUAUCCAUCCUGUACCGUUUCAGAUGGUGGUGAGAAUUUUAACUCUUCCGAAUUUGGUUGUGCUGGGAAGAAGAGAAAGAGAAGGCCAGUCAGUGUAAUUGAUUGGGAAGAUUUUGCUAUCGAAGCCCUCCUCCUGCAUCAGGUUAAAGAAGAAGACGUUGAGAAAGGGCAUUAUCGAGCUCUGCUAGGUUUGCAUGUCUUUAACUCUGGGAUGAGAUGAGAGCUUCCACUGCAUGAGGCAUGUUUCUAAGAAUCUUGCAUCAUUGGACUGAUUGAAAUUUUUGUGCAGAUAUUUUUGUUUGGAUUCUUUGUUUAAAACAUUUUACAGCAACAGGAAAACUUUUUUGAUGCAGUACCUUUUGUAAAGAAAAUAGAAAGGAAAUUUUGGGGC
This is a messenger RNA of Hibiscus syriacus, 1832 nucleotides long. RefSeq names its product plant-specific TFIIB-related protein PTF2-like. Gene Ontology annotation, molecular function: RNA polymerase III type 3 promoter sequence-specific DNA binding; RNA polymerase III general transcription initiation factor activity. The coding region runs from base 81 to 1217 and encodes 378 amino acids. Gene Ontology annotation, biological process: DNA-templated transcription initiation; transcription by RNA polymerase III; transcription preinitiation complex assembly. NCBI's taxonomy places the organism in Eukaryota, Viridiplantae, Streptophyta, Magnoliopsida, Malvales, Malvaceae. The record is from RefSeq and is a predicted model, not a curated record. The transcript has a single exon. Gene Ontology annotation, cellular component: transcription preinitiation complex; nucleus; transcription factor TFIIIB complex.